Molecule: messenger RNA, 865 nt
Organism: Trichomonas vaginalis G3
Lineage: Eukaryota; Parabasalia; Trichomonadida; Trichomonadidae
Product: Prim-pol domain family
Exons: 1
Source: RefSeq, a predicted model, not a curated record
AUGACGGCAACAAACAACAACAGCAACUAUAUCGUUUCUGAUGAAAAAGUUAUUGAUUCAUUAGUUGAGGAAUUAGUUGUGGCAGAAACUAAAACCCUCAACGAAAGAAUUGGUGAAAACAUGAUUGAUUUACACAACUACCUCAAACAUGAUGGAGGAAGAGGAAGGAAAACUGGUAUGGCUUUAUUAGUAAAUAAAAUAUCAAAUUUAACGAUUAUAGAUGUUGAUAUCAAUAAAUCAUACGAUGAUGAACUUAAAGAAACGGUUAGAAAAGAUAUUUUAUCAAAACUUUCGGAUAAAGAUGUUAUCGUUAAAACCGCUUCGGGAGGACUUCACAUUUAUUGCAACACUAAUUUCUUCUAUGCAGUUUCGAACAGAAUGAUUAAAUGUUAUUCCUGCAAUGAUUAUGAUAUUGAUAUAAUGACUUCUAUUGAUGAUUCAAAACGUUCUUUAGUGGUUAUGGCUGAUUCAAGAGUUCGCAAGAAUGCAACAGAACCAAUCAAUACAUACUCAUUCAUUCGUGGAAGUUAUGAUUCAACAUUAACCAGAACAGUGGAUGAUAUAUUAAAUGAUUUGAAUAUUAAGGUAAGAGUUGAACAGAAGAAUGAAGAAAUAAAGACUAUCAUGAAUGAAAACAAAGAUGUAAACAUUGACGAUAAACUUGCCCAGAGCAUAGUUGAUGGUAUCUGUGAUUUUGAAGUACAUAAUGACGGUGGAAACAUGAAUUUAGAAAAAGAAAUAACAUUAUUCACACUGUUUCAAGCAAUUAAUUCGUUACCUAAUCAUUUAAUUAAUGAAGCAUACGAUAAUGUUUAUAACUUCUGCAGUUUAACAGAAAAUGCAAAAAGUAAUUUUGAAAAAGCAC